GUGAGAAUUGUUUCUACCAUUGUACUACUACUACUACCACCACUACUACUACUACUACUACUGUGAAGAGCGAUUGCACUCAAUAUUCCUAGCUUUCAUGAGUUAUUCGGCCAAAAACGACGAAGAAAUCCUCUCCUCCGGGCCUCGGACACCUGUUCUGGGUGCAUGCCCUCCUGUCCAUGAUAUCUCGCCAUCUUCAAGCUCUCCUAAUGUAGAUAUCCCUCCUCAAGGUUUACGGCCGCGAAGGUAUGCUUCCGCCCAAUCAUUCUGCUUUCCGGUAUCAACGGAACACAGCGUUCCGGGGUUAACCUUCCACUGCUUUUCCUUUCCCCGCCAUUGGGAUCUAAGCUCACUGCAAACAUCUGGAAACCAGGUCCUCCCUUUCACUGGGUUUGGAUGUGAUUCGCUACGCAGGAGGCGUGAAUUCCCUGGACAACUUUGCUCGCUCUUGGACUAGAGCUGCUGGCUACUUUGAGAUCACGCCGUCCCGGCAAUCCUUCGUUUCCGUCGAUCCCUCCAGGGACGAGGAAGAGCCUGCCUCAUCCUCAGCAAUAGAUGACGAGAGCUAUUACGACGACGUCGAGGUCACCCGACACCUCGCCGCGAGGGCUUCCCCGCCCGCAGCUGGCUUUGGAUCUUAUGGCUCGAUCUCCAGGUAUGGGGGUAUUGGCACGGGUUUUCCCGGAGCGAGAUUGGAUGAUACGGCCACCAGACGCGCCGCAGAUUUGUUCAUCCAGAAGCAAACUGCCGGUGAGGUAGUCGUUGUGGAUGAGACUCUGGAUAAAGAGAGGGAGCCGCUCCUUGUAAGGGCCGUUACAACGGAAAGUGGAAGGGUCGAGCAGACCGUUGUUGGGCAGAGCACACUACCCCAAACUGUCUUCAAUAGCGUUAACGUCCUUAUCGGGAUCGGUCUUUUGAGCCUACCUCUUGGUUUGCGUUACAGUGGGUGGUAGGUUGACUCGUUAACUUGCCUAUCUUGCAUCGGAAUGAGCUGACAGGGGUUUGGGUGAUAUAGGCUGAUAGGGUUAAUAUUCUUGGUCUUUUCCGCCCUGAUAACGAAUUACACCGGAAAGCUUCUCUCCCGCUGCCUUGACAAGUCCCCUAAUCAGUCGUUGGUAACUUAUUCCGAUAUUGCCUACAUUGCUUAUGGACACAAAUCACGGGUAUGCGUUUCGAUCCUCUUCUCGAUGGAGUUGAUGGCGGCGUGCGUUGCGCUGGUUGUCCUGUUCUCGGAUAGUUUGAAUGCACUAUUCCCUCAGAUCGAUAAGCUGCAGUGGAAGAUUAUUGCGGGCUUUGUGUUGACUCCGUUGAGCUUCCUGCCCUUGAAGGUGUUGAGUUUCAGCAGUAUCCUGGGGAUUCUCUCUACUUUCAGCAGUGAGUUGCUCCCUGCGUAGAUGCGAGGGGUUUGUGAAGCACUCUAACGGCCGCAAAACCAGUUGUUACGAUUAUCUUUGUUGAUGGCUGGUUGAAACCUAAUGCCCCUGGGAGCUUGAGGGAGCCGAUGCCUACCUAUCUAUUCCCCCCAAGCUGGUCGACGAUACCGUUGAGCUUUGGCUUGCUCAUGUGUAAGUUGCCCGAAUCGCUUCGGCCUUGAGCCCAAAAAUGCUGAUAUUUGUCGGGCAACUAGCCCCUUGGGGAGGCCACAGCGUGUUCCCGAACAUCUAUAAAGAUAUGCGCCACCCGAAGAAGUACAACAAGGCUGUUGACAUCACCUACUCCUUUACGGUAUGCGUUCCCCGGGAUAAAGCAGUGUGUGUUCAUUCUGAUUUAGUCUUAGUUCAUCCUUGAUAUGACCCUCGCUAUCACCGGCAUAUUGAUGUUUGGAGACGGAGUGAUGGACGAAAUUACCUCAAAUAUUUUGGAGCUUCCCGGGUACCCUUCCGCCCUCAGCAUGGCCAUGGUGGGGUUCGUUGCGAUUAUUCCGUUGACCAAGACUCCUUUGAAGUAUGUCCCAGUCGCCCCGUAUCGCUCUACCCACAAUACUAACCAGAUUUCAGUGCACGUCCAAUCGUUACCACUCUUGAGAUCUUCGCUGGUGUUGAUCCUCGAGCUAUGACUUUGCAAGGGGAAUUUGUUGGAAUGUCUGGAUUAGCCUGUGGUUUGUUGAAGACCCUUAUCAGAAGUAGUCCCCCCGCGCCCUCUGAUUAUUAGCGAGCGACUGACUUUGCCUGCAGUCGGCGUAAACGCUUCCUUCGUUGUCAUUGCGAUCCUUGUCCCAUCCUUUGACCGAAUCAUGGCUUUCCUCGGAUCUGCACUCUGCUUCUCAAUUUGCGUCAUCCUCCCCAUGAUGUUCUACCUCAAAAUUUACGGAGAGGAAGUGCCAAAGAAGGAGCGUAGGGUGAACCAGAUCCUGAUUGUAGUUUGCACUAUAGUAGCAACUAUUGGCACGGUCGCGGCAUUCGUCCCUAAGGAGAGCUUGGGAGCAUAGAGAGCUAUUGGGUCUCUUUUUUAUAUUUUCCGCUGUUCGUGUUCUCUUCCCUAUUAUACAACGACCUAGUAAUUCUCCUUUCCUGGUUUCAAGACAAAAGUCAUUUUUUCGGGGCGCAUUAUGUUUUUCACUUCCUCUUGUUUCUUUUUGGUUCUCGGUCUUGUUUCGGGGCAGGUAAAACGGAGCGUACGGCUGUUACAUUAGGGGCUGCCAUGUUUUCCUUCUGAAUGCAUAUUUGUGCCACAUAUGGUACUGUUUUCGGGACUUUUGUAGAGGCUAUUAGUGGACUGCCCCUAGUUUAUCCGAA
This is a messenger RNA of Tuber aestivum (summer truffle), 2735 nucleotides long. The record is from the annotation of a GenBank genome assembly. Lineage: Eukaryota; Fungi; Ascomycota; Pezizomycetes; Pezizales; Tuberaceae.